GAGGACUUCUGCAAGCUCAAAUAAAGGUUACUCGAACUCUGUGUUGUGACUGCAUUGUCUUUUCCUUGAAUAAGAAUUGUGACCGUACAAUUACUAGGCCUAUUUUCACGUUCAGACUGGCAGGUUGACAAAUGCUGUAGUACUUCACAUGCUGACAUCCAAGGCAGCAGUAAGGAUGAAGUGUAUGGACUAAAGUGUUGGAAUAAUGGAUGAGCCUGAGGAUUCCAUUGCUGUUAUUGGAAUUGGAUGUAACUUUCCUGGUGGUGAAGGGGUAGACAACUUUUGGAGGGUCCUUGUGGAAGGGAGGAACUGUGCAAGUGAUAUCCCAACAGAAAGGUUCAACUCCACUCUUUGGUAUGAUCCUGAUGAUAGCAAACCUGGGAAAACACAAACUCAGAAGGCUGCCUUUAUUAAUGGAUUUAAUGAAUUUGACCACAAGUUUUUUGGCAUCCCUGAAGCAGAGGCUAACUUCAUGGACCCUCAGCAAAAACUUCUACUCCACUGCACCUACAGAGCCUUGGAAGAUGCUGGGAUAUCAAUGGAGAGCAUAAGUGGAAGCCGAACUGGUGUUAUAAUAGGUCUGAUGAAUCGAGACUACGAAACUCUUAAAAGUGACAACUGUUCGACUAUAAACCACUACAAUGCCACUGGAACGGCCAUGAGCAUCGCUGCCAACAGAAUUUCAUUCACCUUCAACCUAACUGGGCCUUCCUUUGCAAUUGACAGUGCAUGUUCUUCAUCUCUGGUGGCUUUGCAUUUGGCCUGCCAAUCUUUGAAACAAGGGGACUGUGAGAUGACUUUCUGUGGUGGGGUUAGCUGUAUCAUAGAGCCAAGAGUGUUUGUUGCUCUUAGUAAAGCUAAAAUGAUCUCCCCAGAAGGAAUUAGCAAACCCUUUUCCACCAAAGCAGAUGGAUAUGGAAGAGGAGAAGGCUGCGGGGUUGUUCUGCUCAAACCACUGAAAAAUGCCAUUUGUGACUGCAACAAAAUAUGGGGCGUUAUCAGCAAGACAGCGGUAAACCAAGAUGGCCACCAUGUUAGCCCCAUCACCAGGCCUUCAAUGUUGCAACAAGAGAAGUUGCUUUGUCAAAUCUACUCCAAAGAUGACCUGGCAAAUGUCCAAUACAUUGAAGCACAUGGGACCGGAACAGCGAUAGGAGAUCCAACUGAGGCUGGUAGCAUCGCAAAUGUCAUUGCUAAAGCUAAGUCUGCUACAGACAUGUUAAAGCUAGGUUCUGUAAAGGGGAACAUUGGACACACAGAAUCUGCAGCAGGAGUUGCUGGACUUAUCAAGGUACUUCUAAUGAUGAGGCAUGAAACUUUUGUACCUUCUUUGUUUUUUUCGGACGAAAAUGCUAACAUAGAUACCAAAACUCUGAAAUUGAAUAUUUUGACUAAAGUUGAAAGAUGGGAGACGAAUGGGUGUUCAGAAAGGGUUGCUGGGAUUAAUAGCUUUGGGUUCGGAGGUACAAAUGCACAUGCGAUUGUGAAGGAGUACAAACACAGGUCUAUUCCAAAGCAAAUACCAAAAACUUGUCCAAAACCCUUUGUAAUUUCAGCUGCAACAGAGAAAUUGCUACAAGUAUCUAUUAGCAACAUUCAACAAAAACUUAGUAGCAAUAAUACGAUGGACUUGCAAGAGCUGUCAUACACUUCAGCUUGUGGACGGAGUCACUCAAAGCAUGAAUAUAGAAAAACACUCUUAGCCACUUCCAGUUCUGAGCUUCAACAACAACUUGCAAUAAAAACAAAAGUUGAGUCAACCAAACCAGAAAUCAAGGUAGUUUUUGUGUUCUGCGGAAAUGGAGUAGCGUACCGAGGGAUGUGUAGCCAGCUGCUAAGAUUUGAACCAAUUUUUAGAGAGAAGAUUAUGGAAGUUGAGAAAGCUUUCAGUAAAUACAAAUACAUCAACAUUAGCCAGAAGUUAGCUGGUGAUAACGUAGAGAAUGAUUUUAGCAGGCCAGAUGUGGUGCAGCCACUAGUUUUUGCGCUUCAGGCAGGUAUUGUUACACUUCUAAAAGAGUGGGGCAUCAAACCUGACAUAGUUCUCGGUCACUCUGUUGGUGAGGUGGCAGCUGCUUACUGUUCUGGCCUCUUGUCUCUUGAAGAUGCUGUCAAAGUGAUAUAUCAUCGAAGUGUUCUUCAGAAUACGGUUAGGGGUGGAAAAAUGCUUGUUGUUGGUAAUGUAGCAAUGGAAGAUGUCCUAACAGCUCUAGCUGAAUUCAAGAAUAGUGUCUGCGUAGCUGCUUACAACAGUCCUCAGUCUUGCACUUUGUCUGGGGAGGAAGACGCUAUAGAUAUCUUGCAUCAAAAGUUAGCAAUCAUGUUUGCAGAUAGAAAUGUGUUUCUCUAUUUGUUAGAUGUCCCAGCAGCAUACCAUAGUCCUAAAAUGGACCCGAUACUAGAUCAGAUUGAAGGGAGCAUUCAAUCAUUAAAAGCCAACAACAACGAAUGCCAACUUUUUUCUACAUUGACGGGAAAGAGGAGUUCAGUUGGUGACUUCUGCACAGGAAGCUAUUGGGCAAAGAAUGUGCGGCAACCUGUAUUGUUUACCCAAACCUUGUUAGCAGUAACACAGAAUCAGACAUCUUUGGAAAAUAUGGUCUUUUUAGAGAUCAGCCCUCGCAAGGUUCUACAGAGAAGCAUCCAUGAAACUUUAGGAGGACGUCACACUGUUUUAUCUUGCACAGAGCCUGAGAAAGAUAGCCGAACCAUUCUGUCCACUGUUGCAAAGCUUUUUGAGUUGGGUGUAAAUGUAGAUUGGCAUAAAAUUUACAAGGGUUGUGAGACAAUACCAUUAGAGCUCCCAGGCUAUCCUUUUCAGACAAUGAAGAAUGAGAUGUGUUUUGAACAUCUAAGAAAAGGCAACCAAAUAUCUAGGUCUUCACAUCCUCUUAUAAAUCCAGGUGAGCAUAGUAAUAUAUUUGUGUGCAACCUUUCACUAGCUGCAAUGUCAUAUCUGUGGGAGCACAAAAAUAAUGGUGCCGCUAUUGUACCUGGUUCAUUUUAUGUUGAGCUGGCUUAUGCAUCAAUUCUAUUCAGUGCUAAACCCAAAAUGCCAGUAUCUUCACUCCAGCUUGGCAUAGAUUUUCAAACUUUGUGCUACCUUGGUUCAGAUAACCUUCAGUUAAAAGUGAAACUUGAUCAGUCAGAGAAACAAUGUACAUUCUAUAUUGAUUCUUCAGUUUCAACACAUGCAUCUGGUACCUACAGGUGCUCAGAUGGAGACCCAUUGUUAGAAGAAUCAAGCAUUUGUCUUGACACAAUCUCUCAAAGGUGCACAUCUGAAAUCAAGAGCAAUAAAAUGUAUUCAACCCUUGGGCAAGCAGGUUUCGAGUAUGGUGACAUAUUCAAACUGCACCAUCAUGUUUACUAUGGGGGUAAAUACAAAGAGGCAAUAGCCCCAAUACAGGUCCCUGAGGAACUUUUGAAAGACUUCCAUGAGUACUUCAUUCACCCUGUACUACUUGACUAUUUUCUACAAAUGACUGCAGUUGUGGCUAUGCAAGAGUUAACAGCUAAGCAAGGGUACCCAACAGCCAUUGAUAGCAUUGUAAUCACAGGACCUCUACAAAAACAAAUGCUUAUGUAUCUAAGAGCAUCUAAAGUCAACCCUGAUUUUUUGGAGGUAUGUGGAUGUUUUUCCAACACAGAAGGAAAAGUGCUAGUUGAACUUAAAGGAGUGAGAAUCUCAUUUAUGAAUCCUUCUUCCAUUGUUCAGCAGUCACUGUUUUUCCACAAUGAAACUUUGUCAAUCACCUCAGAACAGUCCUCACUAAGCAAGAUAAAAUGCAUCCUUUUUGAAGACAAAUUAGGUUUUGCAAAAGCACUCAGACCUUUUUUGGACCCUGAGUCUAUUUCUGUGGAGCAAAGACCACACUGGACACCAAAAAGCAUCAAAGAUCUAGUUUUGACCUCAAAAUGCAUUCUAAACGAUGUCAUAUUUAUGUGGGCUGUAGAGGACCUCAGUCACAUGACAUCAGAGAAGACAUUAGAAGUAUUGGUUGAUUGUUGUAUGCAGUUUCAACAAAUUAUUUUAGCAUUGAAAGAUAGUGAGUGGUCCUGUACUGUUCGGGUUGUAACUUACAGAUCCAGUGAAGGAACAGUGAAUUAUAUCAGCCCUGGUUUUGUUUUUCAUGGACUGACAAGGGCGUGUGCUGCAGAGAUACCAGAGCUCACGUUUCAGCUGAUUGAUCUCACAUCUGUUACUAGUGAUGACAUUGAAGCUCUGGUUUAUGUUCUGAAUACCUGCACUCAACAAGAAGUUAUAAUCAAAAAUGGUCAGAUUAAAACUAUGAGAAUAGUUCGUACACCUGUGACAGACUUAUGCACAAAUUCAAAUAAUGUCCACUCUGUGAAUUUAAAAGAGUUCUCACUCUGGACCAGUGAUCCUUACAGAAUCACCAACCUGUCUGCUUUCCCAAGAGACACCAGUGAAAGUCUUGAUCUGGAUUCAGGAUUUGUUGAAGUUGAACUAACAGAUAUUUGCAUUCAUUCUGCUGAUUACUUCCCUGUAAGCGCUUCGCAGUUAGAAUUUGGUGAUACCUUCUAUUGGAAUAAGCAUGUUACACAGAAACACAUGCUUCUGGCUUUAGAUUUCAGUGGUAUUGUUACUGCAGUUGGAAACAAUGUCAAAAAUCUUAAGGUUGGAGAUCACAUUGCCUCAUGCUAUCCGGUAAAAUCGUCUUCAAAGGUUAGAAUUCCAGAAGCAGCUUGUUUUAGUGUACUUCCAUAUCUGAAAGAAGCGCCAUGUGUUUCAUUUUUUGUGUUAGCAUGGGAGAUUCUACAACGACAGCUAGCUAAUGUGAAGAUGCAAUACAGAAAGUUAACUAUUAUUUCUUCAAACCCAGCUUCCACCAUGAUGAAAGUCUUAGCAUUGACAGCAAACCGCUCAGGAUGGAGUGUUUCAUCAGGGUUUGUUUGUAGUACAGAGCAUUUAGACAGGAGCCAUGCAGUUGUUUUUCUAGCACCAUUUGAGGAUUCUUGCAUUGCAAGUCUUGACCAACAUAAAGAAGAAACACACUUUGUUUUUGUCAGCAGUGGGUACAAGUCCUCCUCACCGUCUCUGAACAGGUUUACAGCGAAGUAUGACAACAUCCAUGUACAUAGAGUUCAUGUUUCUGAUGUCCUUCAAAAAGCCAAACUUCAAGCACAAAACAAAAUGAUCUCAAACUGGUUGGUAUCACUUGGAUUUGCUGCAGAAUCUCUGCCGCUAAAAAGAGAAGAAAAUCAAUGUAUUGAAUCCAAAGUGAAGGAUAAAAAUGCAGAAUCCUACUUUACUACAAAUGCAAUAAAGCAAGUUGCUCUUGCCCGUGGUCAAAUGGACUGUCCUAUGUUCACCAUUCCUGUGCAACCAAUGCCAAAACCACUUUUCAAGAAACAUAGCAUUUACAUUGUGACUGGUGGCCUCUCUGGUUUAGGGUGGGAGACAGUGAAAUUUAUUGCUGAGAAUGGAGGAGAUUGCAUUACAACCCUGUCCAGAAGUAGUCCGUCAGGCAAGAUUCAGAUAGCAAUUGAAGAACUCCAGAAAAGAUUCCAAGUUGAAGUCUUGAAUCUCCAAUGUGAUGUUUCAGAGUCAUUACAGGUUGACAAAGCCAUCUUGAAAAUUAAACAGAGGUUCCCAUCUUGUCCAGUCAAAGGAGUUUUUCAUAGUGCUGUAGUUUUACAUGAUAGUCUUAUAGAAAAUCUUAAUAGAUCACUCUUCCAGAAGGUGCUCCGGCCUAAGGUUUGUGGUGCUUUAAAUCUCCAUUAUGCCACACUCCACUACAAGCUAGACUACUUUGUCUGCUACUCAUCUGUUUCUUCUUUCAUUGGCAAUGCUUCACAGUGUAACUAUGCAGCUGCUAACUCUUUUCUUGAUAUAUUCUGUCAGUACAGGAGAACUCUUGGACUUGCUGGACAGUCUAUUAACUGGGGUCCUUUAAAUCUUGGUCUUCUGCUGAACAAAGACAAUUUCCAAAAGUUCUUGACAACAAAGGGGUUGAUGGUAAUGGAUGUUGGUGAGGUUCACGAGGCACUGAAAAUGUGUCUUUUGAUGGACAGAGUUCAACAAAUGAUCUGCAAGUUCGAUUUCAAGAAUCUUCAUCAACAUGUUCUUUCUCAAAAUACGUUUCUCAGAAAGCGACUGUCAGCAUUGGUGCAAACUGAACUAAAAGAUGUCUUAGAGAGUGAAGCCCCUGUUGUCUGUAGUUCUUCAACUGACAAGCGUGUGAGAAGAAUAGUGAGUGAUCUUUUUCAUGUCAGUGUUGAUGAGUUAAAUGAUAACACAUCUCUUUGUUUUUUAGGCAUUGACUCAAUGUUAGCCAUGACUCUGCAGAAUAAGGUUUUCCAAGAGACAGGUGUCAGUGUACCUCUGGUCAAAAUCUUAGACCCUAAAUGCACACUAACAACCCUGAUAACUGCUGUUGUGAAUGUGAAUAUGUGACAGCCCAGAAAGAGUAUAAAUGCACAGUUGUUCUCAAUUUUCCUCAAUUCAGUUUCAAUUCAAUUUUAUUUUUUCCACAAUUUUAAAUUAUAAUCCCACAAAGGCACACAUUUAUACAUAUAUGUAAAUGUGUUCAUAUCAUUGACAUUAUAUAUGCCUAUAUGUGUUAACUGUGAAAAAUAUUCCCUAGGAAGCUGGGAGUCUUGAGCUUCUUGAUUUGAUGAAGAAUUGUAACUGUAAUAGAAAGACACAUUUGUUUACAUUCUUAAAUGUUCUGUUAUAAAUAUGACACAUUGAAGUAUUUUCAUAUAAAUGCCUAACUACUAUGCAAUGUAGCUUUUGUUUUAGUUUUUUUCCAUUACAUUCUGG
Messenger RNA from Boleophthalmus pectinirostris (great blue-spotted mudskipper), 6790 nucleotides. It is a transcript of the gene pks1, whose product is annotated as polyketide synthase 1. Lineage: Eukaryota; Metazoa; Chordata; Actinopteri; Gobiiformes; Gobiidae. The transcript is spliced from 7 exons. Gene Ontology annotation, biological process: fatty acid biosynthetic process. Gene Ontology annotation, molecular function: fatty acid synthase activity; 3-oxoacyl-[acyl-carrier-protein] synthase activity. Bases 206 to 6421 code for a protein of 2071 amino acids. The record is from RefSeq and is a predicted model, not a curated record.